AUGGGGGAACAAGCAAAAGGUCUAGAAAUUUCAUUCUCGGGAUUUCGACACUCUAGGGCGUGUGCUACGGGGGCCCUGGGGCCCCUGGUGGACCCAAGGGGGCCCCUUUCUCAAGGCAUGGUGCGACCAGGCCUCAGAGCCCUAGGGGCCUGGGGCCUCUGUGGGUGUGGGCGCACGUCAGUCCUUCUGCAGCCGAAGGCGACGCUGCCUCUGCUACGGGGACCUCCGGUCCAGGAAGGUCACCUGCAACGAUCCUCGCUCAAUGACGCUUUUUCGCAGUGCGCUGCAGUUCAGCCCACGCGCCGUCUGCGGGCUUCCUGGAGGAGGCCUUUGUUGCGGCCGCUUGGAGCUGCAGAGGCGAGCGGGGUGCUCUCUGCGUGGGCUCCCAGCGAUCCCCACGAGGGGCCCCCCGCACCGUGGCAAAGGCAGCGGAAGGCCUUCAAAGUCGACGUUUCCCAGCUUCCUCCCUGGCGACGGUGGCAGCCUAAAAGAAGGCCUAGGGCCCUUCUGGGGCGCUUCGGGGCCAAGGGGGAACGGGUGUCUCCUCCUGACGUGGGGGACCUGCUCAGUGCGGCAACUGUCGCCUUCCUAGAGAAGCUGCAGCCGCUGUUGCAGGAGCGCCCGGGGUUUCUAGGGCCUUGCAACACGCGGGAGUGCGUGGAUCUGCAGCUUGAGACGCAGUCUCAGGUGGCUUGCCACGCAGCCGGAACGUGCGCUGAUUCUGCCACGAAGAAGGCCCUGCUGACUCUGCAAAGCGCCUUCAGAGACUCCAGUUCCCUUUUUCAGGGGCCCUCGGGCGAUCUCUCAGGAGCGGCAACCGUUUUCUCGCCUCACUGGUUUUGGAUUCUUCGCGGGGUUACCGGUGAGGAGGAUAACUGCUGGGCAGUCCCUCGCCUUUCCGCCUUUGUGGCUGCGUUUGCACGGCCUUCGCUGGGGUCCUUUCCCCCCCAAGGUGAGGCUACUCCUAUUGCUGGGAGCCCUACUUCAGUAGCGCCUUCUUCUCAGCUUGAGGUGGCCCUCGGAGCCGCAGUUGGCUUUUUCUCCGAAGUUUUUCCCUUCCUUGCCGACUGCAGAGGGAAGGCUGAUCCGAGGAUCGUCGCUGCCUCUCUCCUGCGGGAGAUUGAAGCGCUUAUUCCCUUCUUAGGGGCCUUAGAGGGCCCCGCUGGGGGGCCCUUGUGGGCGUCGCAACUGCUGAUUGCCCUGGGGGCCCCUUGUGGGGAACCACACAGCUCCCUUGAGGAUUCUCAAGCUGUCUCCUCCUUGUCGUGUGGACUGGAGCCGAAAAAAAGCUCAGGCGAGUUAGCAGAAGCCCUCGCGAAGGCUGAGCCCACAGCUCAUGAGGUGCGUCUAGGAAGGCUGUUUCUGAGCUUUCUGGAUCAACUGGGAUUCGCCAUGCAGCAGCAGUUCGAUGCCGCAGGGGAAGACGGCGUUGCAGACAUAUGCCGUGCUCUCAACAGGCUGAAGAGCAAGUACAACAAGAAGAGGAACCAGCAGAUCGCGGCUGCUCUCCGAGCAGCAGCGGCGGCAGCAGCAUCUUCAGAGCAGACAGCCCUAACUUCGUCAACCGCCUUGGGGCCAUGUCUAAGGCCUUUUUCUGAAGUCAUAGAUAUCUGGGAGAGGCCUUUGGGGGCCGCUCUCCUCGCUGAGCUGCCCUUCGCUCUACAGCAUUACAAGUAUUUUUCGCUAAUUGACAUUGGGGAGUUCCUGUGGGAAUGGGCUCCCGAGGGGGCCCCCAAGGGGCCCCCCAUCGGCACGUCUUUCCACCCCCACCCGCUCGUGAGCAGCAGCGGCUCCCGGAUAGGGGCAUGCCCUUUAGGAAGGCCUCUGGGGCAAAUUACCAACGCUGCAUGCGAAGAUGGCCUGCGGAAGAAAAGCGUUGCUCCUGCUGUCAUCGCACUUCAAGAGAGAGUGGCAGGGGAAACAUGGAAACUGAUAGGGCUCAUGAAGUACGGCUAUACUGCCAAGGCGCUCCAGUGGGAAGCUGAUUUCAUUGCCAGGACGUUUGUGGCCGCAGCGAAUGCCGCAAAGACGUGCCUCGGUGCCUCUGCCACGAGGCCUCCUGGCGAGGAAGCGUCCCAAGGGCAUGUAGGGGCUCCCCUGGAAAGCCUUGUUGGCCGUGGGUUUCAUCGUUUCCCCCUCCUUUUUGACGUGACUUCCCCGGAAUUAGUUUGCCAAGUGGUUGCCUCUGCCUGUGCCUUGGGGCUGCCACUGCUGCAUUUGUACCGGUUGGCGGUCCUAAGGGCCUCCAAGGAUGAAGGGUUUUUUCAUCUCGAGCACUUGAUCUCACUUGCCAAGGACCUCUUGGCUGUAGAGUUUCCUAUAGAACCGCUGCUGCAACGAUUCCAGAAGCAGCUGCAGCAGUUGCCCCACUGCUCUCCUGCAGCUGUUGCUUCGCUGGGACUUAUUUUGGGCAGCGGACACCACCGAGACGCAAAAAUUUUGCGUGCGCUCACAGAUGCGCUGACGAAGAGGUAUGCUCUGCUUCCAGCUGCUUGGUAUGAGGCCGUUGACAAGGACUGGGCACUCGUGGUGGCUUCGGCAGAGAAACGCAUGCUGUCAGUGCGUGCGCCAGUAGCAGCAGUAGCUGCAAUAGAAGCGUCGGACUCUGUUGCAGCAGACACAGCAGAGGCGCAAGCCGGCGCUGCAACGGCAGGAGCCGCAGUCACCGCGAGAGGCACGGAUGAUGCCGAUGCUUACGAAGAGGCAGCAGCGGCAAUGCAACAAGCGGAGGCCUCAUCUGCAGCAGCGCGAGUGGAGUUAGUGGCCUCGCAUCUACAGCAGCAGCAGCAGUGGCGACAGCAGCAGGUGGUGUGGGUGUCCUGUGGCUCACUGCCGUUUUCAUCCAUGCCAGAUGUACUGCUCCUGUUGGUGGGCCUUGUCCGCUUGCGCUGCAGCAGCAACAGGUUGCUGCACUCUCUUAGCAGCUUUUUGAGCAGCAGCAGGCAGGAGGAAAUCGAAGGGUCUCAUCUGCCCACCUUGGUGGUUUGCUUGGCAAAUGCAGCCUGGCACUUCUCUCUGGCUCCUUUGGAGGCAACUUGCCGCUCUCUGGAACGCUUGCUGCCAGAGGUGCUGCCGAAGCUGUCAGAUGCUGAGCUGCCUCCUCUGCUGUGGGGUUAUACAUCGUUACUGCAUUACCGCGAACUGCUAGUGGCAGCAGAAGCAGGAACAGUUGAAGCAGGCUCGGAGGCAGCAGCAACCAGGUCUUGUGCUACUGCGGCUUGCCAGCUUUCUCCUGCUUUGAAAGAAGUGUUGUGGCGGUUCGUUGGCAGUGCUAGAGGCCUUGAAGCACACCAUCUGCAUCUCUUACAAGUACUCUCAACGGGGUUGCGACUUUCUGCGUUGCUUCAGCCCUCUGUGCAGCAGCACCCCUCCCUCAGCCGAUUCCAUGCCCUUGUGGAGGCCUUGCCCCUUCCUUCACAGGCAGUAGUGGGCCUGGGGGGAAUCUCGCUGCAGCAGAUGCUGGAGCAACAGUUAAAGCAACCUCACAGGCAGCAGCAACAGCAGGAAGUGUUUGACUACAAUGUGCACGACCCAGAGAGAGAAGUGCUCCCCUUUCUAUACGAUAUGCCAAGCAGGAAAUGGGGGCCCCUGGGGGCCUCACAGGUCGCAGCGCGCACGAAGGCUAUUCAAGAAAUGUUGGAGAGACAGCAGGUGAGCCUUGUUUAUUGCUAA
Cyclospora cayetanensis is the source of this 3672-nucleotide messenger RNA. RefSeq lists its product as uncharacterized. Bases 1 to 3672 code for a protein of 1223 amino acids. The transcript is spliced from 9 exons. NCBI's taxonomy places the organism in Eukaryota, Apicomplexa, Conoidasida, Eucoccidiorida, Eimeriidae. The record is from RefSeq and is a predicted model, not a curated record.